AUGGAACACAGAAGUAGCUCCCAUCUUCUCCUCUUUUUCACAUUCCUCUAUGUUUUCUGCUCUCAAGUCAUUGCCUUGCCUCCUUUAGGAACAUAUUCAGCUAUAAGAUUAGGAAACAGAAUACCAUUUGAUGGACAAAGUGAAUCUGAUCACACCCAAAAUUCAUUAAAACCUGAGGCUGACAUUCUUCAAACUAUCGUACCUGAAAACGAGAAGUUCUAUUUUGAUAUGUCCAGAGCUAUUGACAGAAAUACAAGACAUGCUGAUGGGCUCUUUACAAGUGGCUACAGCAAACUUUUGGGUCAACUUUCUGCAAGAAAGUAUUUGGAGUCCCUAGUUGGAAAAAGGAUUGGAGACAACAACCCCCUUGAUGAGCAGAUGCCAGUCAAACGUCACUCGGAUGCUGUCUUCACUGACAACUACAGCCGUUUACGAAAACAGAUGGCGGUGAAGAAGUACCUGGACUCUGUUUUAACUGGGAAAAGAAGUCAAGAAGAUCUCAACCCACCCAAUCUUCGGGAUGAAGUAGAAUUGCUUGAACCAGCCUUCUCAGAAAAUUAUGAUGAUGUGACUGUAGAUGAUAUGGGUCUUCUGAACCGCCUCCCACUGAAUCUCUGAAGACGACUCAUUUAAAAAAAAAAAUCCUUCAAAAAGUCCUGGAAAAAAAAAUCCUAAAAAAAAAAAAGAUCAAGCUAUUUUUUUGAGUUUCUCAUGGCAUUUCAAAGAGAUGAUUUCAUUAUUUAAAUC
This is a messenger RNA of Protobothrops mucrosquamatus (brown spotted pit viper), 747 nucleotides long. It is a transcript of the gene VIP, whose product is annotated as vasoactive intestinal peptide. Gene Ontology annotation, cellular component: perikaryon; extracellular region; neuron projection. NCBI's taxonomy places the organism in Eukaryota, Metazoa, Chordata, Lepidosauria, Squamata, Viperidae. The record is from RefSeq and is a predicted model, not a curated record. The coding region runs from base 1 to 618 and encodes 205 amino acids. The transcript has 6 exons. Gene Ontology annotation, molecular function: neuropeptide hormone activity; peptide hormone receptor binding. Gene Ontology annotation, biological process: negative regulation of apoptotic process; regulation of sensory perception of pain; negative regulation of potassium ion transport.